AUGCCUCAAGUCUGCUGCAUUCAAAUUCCUUUUCGGACGGAUCAGCCUUCCUACUCGUCAGCUUCGAGCGCAUACGGUCGUUUCUUGCACAUCACAGACCUACAUCCCGAUCCAUUCUACUUGCCUGGAGGGAGCGUCGAGGGGGGCUGUCAUGAGAAGAAACCAAAGGGCGGAAGGAGAGCAGGGGCAUGGGGUACGCCUAUAAGCGACUGCGACUCGCCUCCACACUUGAUAGAAGCCUCCUUAGAUUGGCUUGCGCACAACUUCAUGCCCACCUCAACCUCAACCUCGCGAGGGGAACGACGAGGAGUGGAUUUCAUCAUUUGGACAGGUGAUUCUGCCAGACACGAUUUAGAUUCUGGCCAUCCUAGAACCAGACCGGAGAUAUACGAACUCAAUAGAUGGGCCGUAGGAGCGCUCGAGAAGCGAUUUCCUGGUGUGCCUCUCGUUCCUACUAUUGGCAACAACGACAUUUUCCCUCAUAACAUUCUCUUUGCUGGUCCUAACGAUGUGACGCGAAGCUACCUGUCCAUCUGGACAGAUCAUAUCCCAGAAGAUCAGUCACACACAUUUUUCGUUGGAGGCUACUACUCCAAAGAGGUUCUUCCAUCCCAGAACCUGUGGGUGCUGAGCCUGAACACGUUGUGGUGGUACGAUUCCAAUAGAGCAGUGGAUGGGUGCAAGAGAUCCAAAAAGGGCAAAAAGGACCAAGAAGAUCCGGGGAGCAGACAUUUGGAUUGGUUAGAGGCUCAGUUGGGAAUGCUCAGGAAGCGAGGAGCCGCUGUGCAUCUCAUCGGCCACGUCCCUCCGACUGCUGGGAACUACUUUCCCAGAUGUUACGAUAGAUAUACAGACAUUGUGCUUCGAUUUCAAGACACGAUAGUUGGGCAACACUACGGCCACAUGAACGUGGACGGCUUGUUCAUUCAGGAAGACUCCUCAGCCAACACCGAUGAGCAUGGCAACACUACGCGCGAUGAAGAGGUGCACGCUCAAAGUCUCAGCGCGGACCUGAGACACGACUUCAAGACUUUGCCUGGUGAAGCUCGGACGGAUUUAGAUCUGUACCACGCAUUCUUUGCGGCGCCCAGCAUCGUUCCUACCUUCUGGCCUGCUGUCAGAGUAUGGACUUACAACGUCACCCGUGCGCGGCAUGGGUCCCUCCAAAAUCUGUCGUCGACCGAACGUAACUUAGAAGACGUUGGCGGGCAGCUUGUCGAGCUACGCUCAGCCCAAACAAUGGGAGCGGAGAGCGAGGCAGACGAAUUGGCCGAGACGGAUAUGUUUGGAGCGCGGCAUGAAGGAGCUUCCCCACACACGGCGAAGCGCAAGCAUCGACGCAAAAAGCAUCGUAAACACAAGAACCUGCCUCGUCAUGUCUCGCCAUCCUCUCCAAGCCGAAGCAAUGGCCGUUUCAGUCUUCUUGGCUACUCUCAGUGGAUCUGCGAUUUGGACGCAGCAAAUGGGCGAGAGGCGGACAUCGAUGCGAUGCACUGGGAACGCGCGUCUCGCAAGAAGUCCGACGGCCUGCAGUUCUACUUGGAGUAUGCUACGUAUCAGCCCGAGACGCUGUGGGCCGAGCUUCUGCAGCAGGGCGACUCUUCGGCGCUCGAAAGGGGUCACAUACCCGUUCCAAAGCAUCUGUUGCAAGCCGAAUUGAAGAGGCUCAAGUCGGAUCCUCCUAGAUGGAUAUAUGGCCGAUAUCGCUCUUCGGAGUCGGACCAGCUCCAUGGCGGUACCGAGAUGAGCAAACGUCGAAAAUUGCACAUGCCCAAGCGUCUAAAGCAUCUGACGGAUUGGGACCUGCCUUCCUUGACCAUACCUGAUCUGCUCCAGUUUGGCAGACGGCUUGCAAGCGACAAGAAACUGUGGAAGAGAUAUAGGAGGAGGAUAUACGCUGAUUCUGGAGCUUUGGAUUGA
Ceraceosorus guamensis is the source of this 1920-nucleotide messenger RNA. RefSeq lists its product as hypothetical. Gene Ontology annotation, cellular component: fungal-type vacuole. NCBI's taxonomy places the organism in Eukaryota, Fungi, Basidiomycota, Exobasidiomycetes, Ceraceosorales, Ceraceosoraceae. The transcript is spliced from 8 exons. Gene Ontology annotation, biological process: polyphosphate catabolic process. Gene Ontology annotation, molecular function: endopolyphosphatase activity; exopolyphosphatase activity. The record is from RefSeq and is a predicted model, not a curated record. The coding region runs from base 1 to 1920 and encodes 639 amino acids.